This is a messenger RNA of Passer domesticus (house sparrow), 802 nucleotides long. It is a transcript of the gene NDUFS8, whose product is annotated as NADH:ubiquinone oxidoreductase core subunit S8. Bases 94 to 720 code for a protein of 208 amino acids. The record is from RefSeq and is a predicted model, not a curated record. Gene Ontology annotation, biological process: mitochondrial respiratory chain complex I assembly; mitochondrial electron transport, NADH to ubiquinone. The transcript has 7 exons. Gene Ontology annotation, molecular function: NADH dehydrogenase activity; 4 iron, 4 sulfur cluster binding. Gene Ontology annotation, cellular component: membrane. Lineage: Eukaryota; Metazoa; Chordata; Aves; Passeriformes; Passeridae.
CCGCCCACGACGCGCCGCCGCACGCGCGUGCGCAGUGCCCGCGGGGGCGACCAGGGGUCAGGACGGCGCAGGGCCCGCGGGGCAGGACCGGCCAUGGCAGCGCUGCGACUGCUGUACCAGGCUGCCCGUGCAGGCCCCCUGGCCCCACUGGGCUCCCUGCGCCCGCUCAGCACCAGCACCCCCAGGGACUGUUACAAGUACGUCAACAUGCGGGAGCCGGCCAUGGACAUGCGAUCCAUCACCGACCGCGCCGCCCAGACCCUGCUCUGGACCGAGCUCGUCCGCGGCCUGGCCAUGACCCUGAGCUACCUUUUCCGCGAGCCGGCCACCAUCAAUUACCCGUUUGAGAAGGGCCCGCUGAGCCCGCGGUUCCGCGGGGAGCACGCGCUGCGCCGCUACCCGUCCGGGGAGGAGCGCUGCAUCGCCUGCAAGCUCUGCGAGGCCGUGUGCCCGGCACAGGCCAUCACCAUCGAGGCCGAGCCCCGCGCCGACGGCAGCCGCCGCACCACGCGCUACGACAUCGACAUGACCAAGUGCAUCUACUGCGGGUUCUGCCAGGAGGCCUGUCCCGUGGAUGCCAUCGUGGAGGGCCCCAACUUCGAGUUCUCGACGGAGACGCACGAGGAGCUGCUCUACAACAAGGAGAAGCUGCUCAACAACGGCGACAAGUGGGAGGCCGAGAUCGCAGCCAACAUCCAGGCUGAUUACCUGUACCGGUGACGGGCCCCUCCCGCCCCCCAAAUAAAGUGUUUGGGGGUUCUCCCCCUCUGCUGGCACUGUGGGUGCCAGCCCCUUCCCAUAA